GAUUCUCUCUCAAUUCUCAAAGCUUCAAAAAAGCAGAGCAAAGCCAAAACUCUGAACUUUCUAUUCUUCUUUUUAUAUCAUCUUGUUUGUUUCAAUUCUGUUUUGCCGUUUCCUUCAAUGUACGUGCUCUUUACUAGCCCCCUAACUCAGUAACGCGCUACUCGGACUCACUUCCACUGAUAUCUUUUCCACUUUCCUCAUGGCCAACGACGUCCCCGCCGGCGAUGAUUUCCUCGAGCAAAUCCUGGGACUCCCCAACUUUUCCCCGUCUGAAACGGGCUUAUCUGGAUCCUACUUUGGAUUGGCUGGAACCGGUACGGAAGCUGGAGCACCAAUGUUCUUACAGCUCAGCUCCGGUGAAUGCGCCGGUCACAUCGGCGGAAUCGAAGGCGGUGCGUUUCAGGGACAGGUUUUUCCCUUGGGGUUGAGCUUAGAGGAAACUUCAGGUAGUGGCAAGCUGUUUCGCAAUGGGGUCGAUGAUGACAGAGCUUCUUCUGUGAAAAAUGUUUUUCCUGGCCAAUCUAUGCAAGCAACUGUUACUGCAUCACCGAGUCCUCCCGCAAUGCGCCCGAGGGUGCGUGCUAGACGAGGACAGGCCACAGAUCCUCACAGCAUCGCUGAACGAUUGCGUCGGGAGAGAAUUACGGAACGAAUCAGGGCAUUGCAGGAACUUGUUCCUAGUGUCAACAAGACUGAUAGAGCAGUCAUGCUUGAUGAAAUCGUAGAUUAUGUGAAGUUCCUUCGGCUCCAAGUUAAGGUUUUGAGCAUGAGUAGGUUGGGCGGAGCCGGUGCAGUGGCACCGCUUGUAACGGACAUUCCGAUAUCAUCAGUAGAGUUUGAAAGUGGUGAGAGUGGAAGAAUUCAACAGGCAUGGGAGAAGUGGUCGAACGACGUCACAGAGCAACAAGUAGCUAAGCUCAUGGAAGAAGACGUUGGAGCUGCCAUGCAAAUCCUCCAAUCGAAAUCUCUUUGCAUUAUGCCCGUGCCACUCGCCACCGCGAUCUACCACACGCAGCUACAAGAUACCUCCUCCGUUGUCAAGCCAGAAACGAAUCCUCCUCCAUAGACAUGAGGGUAAAAGGGAAAUCCCAGAGUUCAUCCUUCAUCCACUCAAUUGAUGCAUUGACAAGUAGAAGUAAAGGGGAAGUAUUGUCGAAGCUUCAAUUGUUUUGCUCUUCAUUUUUUGUAUCAGAAAAGGUGUACAAUGAUGGAUGGAAGCUCUUCUGUA
This is a messenger RNA of Hibiscus syriacus, 1228 nucleotides long. Its product is annotated as transcription factor UNE12-like. The transcript has 6 exons. The record is from RefSeq and is a predicted model, not a curated record. Gene Ontology annotation, biological process: regulation of transcription by RNA polymerase II. Bases 200 to 1066 code for a protein of 288 amino acids. Lineage: Eukaryota; Viridiplantae; Streptophyta; Magnoliopsida; Malvales; Malvaceae. Gene Ontology annotation, molecular function: protein dimerization activity; RNA polymerase II cis-regulatory region sequence-specific DNA binding; DNA-binding transcription factor activity, RNA polymerase II-specific. Gene Ontology annotation, cellular component: nucleus.